Diachasmimorpha longicaudata is the source of this 922-nucleotide messenger RNA. RefSeq lists its product as uncharacterized. The record is from RefSeq and is a predicted model, not a curated record. NCBI's taxonomy places the organism in Eukaryota, Metazoa, Arthropoda, Insecta, Hymenoptera, Braconidae. The coding region runs from base 246 to 686 and encodes 146 amino acids. The transcript has 7 exons. Gene Ontology annotation, cellular component: membrane. Gene Ontology annotation, biological process: vesicle-mediated transport; Golgi ribbon formation.
UAUCGUCCGUUGAUAACCAUACUUUUUGUAUAUCCUCCAUAUUGCAGUCUUCAUUUACCAAAACCUAAAACCGGAUCAGUGUUGACGUGAUUUUCACGAGUCUGAGCAACAUGACACUUGUGGCUGUGAACAACUUUUUUAUCGCACAGUUGUUAUAUUUAAUUGUCCACAGAUUAUUUUGAGCAUUGAGUAAUUGUUACUCAUUUCUACAUCAAUCAAUCUGUUUUACAUGAAUACAACGAACAAUGACUUCCAAAAGUAGAGGCAGUGUCACUGGUGAUGAUUUCAGGCAUGCCGAUGCUGAUGAAAAAGAAACAUUGUUGGAGCAUGAUAGCGAUCCCGAUGAAGAUAUGCUAUUCAGUCGUAGCAGUGCAUCGUCCCUGGAUGACGUCAGAGUGCAUAGAAAAAUAGACAGUGUUCAAGUACAAAUCCGCGAUGUAACAGAUAUAAUGCGGGACAAUAUACAAAAAGUUUUGGAACGCGGAGAGAGAUUGGAAGAUUUACAAAUGGCCAGUGGUAGAUUAAAUAUCGCUGGUAAUGAAUUUCGUGAUGCAGCACGAAAAGCACAACGUCGAGCUGCGAUGCAGAACUUUCGGUCCAAACUAAUCAUCAUUGCUGUUACAUUGACGAUUAUACUAUGCAUCAUUGUUUUGGACGUCGCGGUACUUUAUCUGGUUCUCAAAUAACCGUCGUGCUUCCAUGGCCUAAAGCCAUGAAGAAAAUUAAGUGCCUAUGAUCAUAAAGUACUCCUGAACGGUGGACCCGCGGGAAUAGCAAGCAGGAUUCGAAAAAAAAUAUCAACUUCUCAUUUAACCAAAAGUUUAUAGAUUUUUGAAGAACCUAUUUUUAAAGUAUUCAUACACGUUUAUAUAUAUAUAUGUACAUUUUCUACUAUUCAUUAAACAUUAGUUUUGUAAAGUGA